Erinaceus europaeus (western European hedgehog) is the source of this 3369-nucleotide messenger RNA. It is a transcript of the gene LMO3, whose product is annotated as LIM domain only 3. NCBI's taxonomy places the organism in Eukaryota, Metazoa, Chordata, Mammalia, Eulipotyphla, Erinaceidae. Gene Ontology annotation, molecular function: DNA-binding transcription factor binding; transcription coactivator activity. Gene Ontology annotation, biological process: positive regulation of transcription by RNA polymerase II. The transcript is spliced from 5 exons. The record is from RefSeq and is a predicted model, not a curated record. The coding region runs from base 299 to 736 and encodes 145 amino acids. Gene Ontology annotation, cellular component: nucleus.
CACAUGCUCUUCCUCUCUCCCUCUCUAGUUGUUUUCAGAGUGGUUCGAGCUGAGAGAGGUAGAGUACAUCAGUCAGAGAAGCUGUGUGGAUGGGUGGGGUGUGUGUGCGCCUACUCAAACGGCCCAGGAAAGUCAAAGUUGAGAAAUCUGCCUAUGUUGGGAAAAAAAUCAACUGAAGGGCUUCCUUAGUAGUCUGCCUCCUGUGACUUCCGUUAUUUUUCAGGAGAAGCGCUACAAAGCAGCCACUGUGCUUACUGAUCGGCCUCCCCCUGUAUUGCUUCAUUGAGAAGGUAUACAAAUGCUCUCAGUCCAGCCAGACACCAAGCCGAAAGGUUGUGCUGGCUGCAACCGAAAGAUCAAGGACCGGUAUCUUCUAAAGGCACUGGACAAAUACUGGCAUGAAGACUGUCUGAAGUGUGCCUGCUGUGACUGCCGUCUGGGAGAGGUGGGCUCCACCUUGUACACGAAAGCCAACCUUAUCCUUUGCCGCAGAGACUAUCUGAGGCUCUUCGGUGUUACGGGAAACUGUGCUGCCUGUAGUAAGCUCAUCCCCGCCUUUGAGAUGGUGAUGCGAGCCAAGGACAAUGUUUACCACCUGGACUGCUUUGCAUGUCAGCUUUGUAAUCAGAGAUUUUGUGUUGGAGACAAGUUUUUCCUCAAGAACAACAUGAUCCUUUGCCAGACAGACUAUGAGGAAGGUUUAAUGAAAGAAGGCUACGCACCCCAGGUUCGCUGAUCUAUCAACACCACCCCAUUAAGAACACAAAGCACUACUUUCUUUUAUCUUUUUUGCUCCACAUGUAUAUAAGAAUUGACACAGGAACCUACUGAAUAGCGUAGAUAUAGGAAAGCAAGAUGGUUAUAUGGAAAAAGAGGCGGACUGCAUCUAUUUGUAUGUAGUGAAAUUGCCCCAGUUCAGAGUUGAAUGUUUAUUAUUAAAGAAAAAAGUAAUGUACAUAUUGCUGGAUUUUUUUUUUUUGGCUUGCUAUUCGUUUUUGUGUCACUUGGCAUGAGAGGUUUAUUUUGGACUUUUGUACAUAAUGUAUUGUAAUAUUUGAAGCACAAAUGUAAUACAGUUUUAUUGUGUUACCAUUUGUGUUCUGUUUGCUCCUUUGUAUUGUUGCAUUUAGUACAAUCAGUGUUUAAACUUACUGUAUAUUUAUGCUUUCUGUAUCUACCAGCUAUUCUAAAUGAGCUAUAACUUUCUAGUAAAGAAUUGAAGAGCAAAUCUCACUAAUGAUACACAUGUAGAUAAAGCAAGUCUACCAACAUUAAGAUGCUAAAAAAAAAAAAAAAAAAGACACACACAAAGCAUUUUAGCAACAUCCACCAUUGUCACUAUGAUUUAGAGUUUGUCAGUGAUCUCAGUAUAACCCCUAUUUUCAGGGGAUUAAAGCUCAGCUUUAAAAAUGCAUAAAAAUUUCAACUUAAAGCACUUUCAUUUUCUACCAAUGUGAAAAGUGCCAUUUUCAGAGUAAGUUUGAAACUUAAUAGUUAUCUUUUUUGGCUUCACAUCUACAAAUAUUUUGGGUUCUCCCACCCAACCAUUCACCUUUCAUGUGCACUAGUGCCUUUGGUUAUGAAAAUUUUUCCGAAGGGUUAAAAAAAUAUAUCACAGCAAUUAGGAGAAUUUUAAAAUGGUAAGUCCUCUAUACAGUUUGUCCAGACCUCACCCCAGGAGCAAAAGGUUCAGUAACUUUAAUAAAGUUGGCUUAAAACAUUUCUGGCACUAAAAUCACAAUAAUGCACAUUGAAACUAAUAUUUGAAAUAGUGAGGUUACUUUUGAUCAAAGGAACUUAAUGUGCUUAGAGAAUCUAGAAGAGAAACAAUUAGUCUGAUGAAAACUUGAGAACUGGUAAUUAUGAUUUUUUCCUGCCACAUGCUCUGAUAUCCAAACAUGAACACCUUAAAAGUGUGGUGUGUCUUACCUUCUUUGCUUUAAGUAAUUACCCACUCAGAAUGCAUCACACUUGAGCUGAUAUGGGAAUUUUAUUUUUUAAAAUGAAAUAUUCCACUAUCUACAUGCUAACUUGAUAGCUGAUAAAGAAGAAAGCUUUCUAGAAACAUUUUUAGACUGAUUAUUUAACUAUAAUUAAAUUGAGACUAUGAACACCUUCGGGGUUACUACCCCGCUUCUUAGCUCCUACUCCCUAUAACAAAACUUUUCAGCAAAGCUAACUCUAUACAGGCAUAACACAGCACAUUUUUACUGGCGUGAACUUAGUGUUAAAUUUUUUUUUCAACAUUUGUGUAGGAAACAAUAUUUCCCAGUGUUUGUUUACAUAUAUAUUUUGUCCUGCCCACAAAUGCAUUGCAGAUAAAAGUUAGAUAUUAAACCUGGAUUUUUGGUUUGUGGCCAAAGUAUUAAGCUGAAAAUAAUGCUGGUACUUAUUUGUCUUAAAAAAAAAUUACUAUGAACAUGCAUGUGAAUCUGGAUAUUGCCUCUCAUUUUUAAGAAAAUGGUUCUGUGAACAGUGAAUGAUAUGUAUUUUUACAAAUGCUUCAUGUUAAGAGUAUUCAAGUCACAUGUCCCCCAAAUCUGAGAUAUUCUGAUAGGAAUUUCAAAAAUAACUACUUGGGGCCUGCAACUUAACUAUUUUAAUCAUAAACCCUUACUAUGUUUCAUGAAAGACUGGUAGAGCCAAAACCAAACAGAAGAAGUGGAGGGAGGAGAAAGAUUUUCAUUAUAUAGCCUUGCUAUGCCCUCUAAUAGUUGUAUGAAAUUCAUGUGGACUUGAAAUUUUGUCAACCCCUUUUGCAAAUUCUCUUUUUAAAAAAACAUUAAAAAAGUUUUGCAUAUGUUUACCAAUAAAUGGAAAUACUUGCAAAUGGGGAACAAACUUCUCAGCUGCUUGGAGCUGUUUAGCUAUCUUUGUCACCCAAUGAUUAGCUUAAUCCUUUUGGGAAUGAGUGCUUGUACUUUUUACUGCACACAAUAUUACUCACCUGGAUUAAAGAUUAAGGCCUUAAUCUCCUUAGAUUAUCUUUAAUCUCCAUGCAAUUGUAAAGCAAGACAUUGGGCUAUUUUACAACUAAUUGCCCGUUAAUAGUUGCAUUUUUUACCUGAAAUGCUAAGCUAAUUGUCUUGACUAUUCAAAAGUCCCUGAACUGUCCUCAACUUUCCUCUUUGCGUUGUGUAGCCCUGAUGUCACUAAACUUAUUAUUGGAUGCCUGCUGUAGGACACCUUUGACAGAGCUUUGGUUUCUCAAGCAGUGAAAGCGCUGUUCCUAAAAGCAUCUCAUAGCAACUGCCUCCGAUGAAGGACCAGGCACCUGCACUCCAGAGUGCUGGCUGAGUUUAAAAGCUGAUCUGUGUUUGUGAUUUCACUCUCAUCUUGCUUAAUAAAUAUUUGCUGAAUUCUUUCAUU